Malania oleifera is the source of this 2356-nucleotide messenger RNA. Its product is annotated as L-type lectin-domain containing receptor kinase IV.2-like. The record is from RefSeq and is a predicted model, not a curated record. Gene Ontology annotation, biological process: protein phosphorylation. Gene Ontology annotation, cellular component: plasma membrane. The coding region runs from base 110 to 2122 and encodes 670 amino acids. Lineage: Eukaryota; Viridiplantae; Streptophyta; Magnoliopsida; Santalales; Ximeniaceae. The transcript has a single exon. Gene Ontology annotation, molecular function: protein kinase activity; carbohydrate binding; ATP binding.
GUGACUUGAGUGGACAAGCAGCCAGAGACGACCAAAAGAACAAAGAACUCUUCACAGAUUUUUCUGCUAUAGCCCAGAGGGGGCGACUCUGCAGUCUGCACUCUUAACCAUGUUCCUCAAGGUUGGUUUGAUUGUGGUUUCUCUUCUCCUAAUCUUAGCACAAGGUGAAGAUCUCAGAUUCACCUACAAUGGAUUCCAAUCUGCCAACCUUUCACUUGAUGGCAUAGCAGAGUUAACACCCAGUGGACUCCUGAAGCUCACCAAUGGCAGCAAACAAGAAAAAGGCCAUGCCUUCUACCCCUUUCCCGUCCCCUUCAAGAAUUCAUCAAAUGCUUCGGCUGCUUUCUCAUUUUCCACCACUUUUGUGUUUGGUAUUGUCUCGGAAUUCCUAACUCUAAGUGGCCAUGGGAUUGCUUUUGUCAUAGCUCCAACCAAAGGCCUCCCAGGUGCUCUCCCAAGCCAAUACCUUGGCCUCUUCAAUGAGUCUGACAAUGGAAACUCCUCCAACCACGUCAUUGCUGUCGAGUUUGAUACGAUACAAAGCAGUGAGUUUGGAGAUAUCAACGACAACCAUGUCGGGGUUGAUGUUAAUGGUAUGAAGUCUCUAGAAGCCAAGUCUGCAGGUUAUUAUACAAAUAAGAGCGAGUUCUUAAACAUGAGUCUCAUUAGUGGUCAGCCAAUGCAAGUUUGGGUGGAAUAUGAUGGUGUGGAGAAGCAAAUUAAUGUCACAAUUGCCCCAAUUGAAAUCGUUAAGCCUGAUUUUCCUCUUCUGUCUCUGUCCCUCGAUCUCUCGCAGAUCGUUUUGGAGAAUAUGUAUGUUGGUUUCUCGUCAUCCACUGGUUCGGUUGUAACAUCUCAUUAUGUUUUGGGAUGGAGCUUUAGGAUGAAUGGUGAGGCUCAAGAGCUCAAUCUCUCUCAACUACCCAAGCUACCAAAAAUAAAAGGACAUCAUAAUUAUAGAAAUUUGAUCAUUGGGUUGCUUAGUUCCAUUCUUAUAAUGUUUGCAGCAAUCUCAGGGGUAGUUUUUGUGCUUAAGAGGAAUAGGAAGUUUGCAGAAGAGCUUGAAGAUUGGGAAUUAGACUAUGGGCCUCACAGGUUCAAGUACAAAGAUUUGUAUGUUGCCACCAAAGGAUUUAGGGACAAGGAGCUGCUGGGGAGUGGGGGAUUUGGCAGGGUUUAUAGAGGCGUAUUACCCACAUCUAAGAUCGAGAUUGCAGUGAAGAGAGUUUCCCAUGAGUCGAGACAAGGGAUGCGAGAAUUCAUCGCAGAAAUUGUCAGCAUCGGUCGACUCCGUCACCGGAACUUGGUAACACUUCUAGGCUAUUGUCGGCGGAAAGGGGAGCUACUUUUGGUCUAUGACUACAUGCCUAAUGGAAGCCUAGACAAGUACAUCCAUGGCCAACCAAGGGUCACCCUUACUUGGGGCCAAAGGCUUGGAGUCAUCAAAGGCGUAGCAAAGGGGUUGUUCUACCUACAUGAGGAGUGGGAACAAAUUGUGAUUCAUCGAGAUAUCAAGGCAAGUAAUGUUUUGGUAGACGGCGAAUGGAAUGGAAGACUAGGAGAUUUUGGUCUUUCAAGGCUGUAUGAUCAUGGAACUGAUCCAGUAACAACCCAUGUGGUAGGAACCUUAGGAUACCUCGCCCCGGAGCACUCGAGAACGGGCAAGGCCACGACGAGUACCGAUGUGUUCGCUUUCGGGGCAUUCCUGCUUGAAGUUGCAUGUGGAAAAAGACCAAUAGAGCUGCAAGCAGCGCCAAUGGACGAUAUAAUCUUGGUUGAUUGGGUAUUUUCUUGUUGGAGUAGAGGCGAACUUCUUGUGGUAUGCGAUCCGAAGUUGGGAGGGGACUAUGUGAGAGAGGAAAUGGAGUUGGUGUUGAAGCUUGGGUUGAUGUGCUCUCAUUCGGAGCCUUCAGCUCGGCCAAGCAUGCGCCAAGUUGUGCAGUACUUGGACAGGGACAUUCCCUUGCCGACGUUGUCAAUGCUCGCACUCUCUUCCGCUGGCUUAACAUAUCAGCUUCGUGAAGGUUUUGAUGAUUUUGCAAUGUCGUGUCCAUCUUCCAUGGACAAGGCAUUCUCCCAGUCAUCCUCGGUCACAGAAUCCCUCCUCUCCGGUGGCCGCUGAGCGUGCAAAAUUUUCUGUUUUAGCAUCAAGCUUAAUUUUAGUAUUGUACUGUAUUGUCAAGCUUAAUGUUGUUUUCCUUGUGGGAGGGGGGGGGGGGGGGGGGGGUGCGGCGGCGGGUGGAUGUUGAAUUACUUGCAGUUGCAGCCAUAGCUAUAGGUAUAAAGUUUAUCAUAGAAGAAUAUUUUUUAUUUUUCUAUUCUUCUUCCAAAAAAAUUUUCUAUGAUUAUAGGCCAA